Molecule: messenger RNA, 1732 nt
Organism: Podospora pseudocomata
Lineage: Eukaryota; Fungi; Ascomycota; Sordariomycetes; Sordariales; Podosporaceae
Exons: 2
Coding region: 1-1455 (484 amino acids)
Molecular function (GO): protein binding
Source: RefSeq, a predicted model, not a curated record
AUGGGGAUCGAUUCCAUUCCAACAGAGGUCCUGGACCUCAUUUUUGACUGCCUUGAAAAGGAAAAGCCUGACAAAAUGAAUCGAUACCGUCAUCUUGGAGCAGCGGUGAGGCCAGAAAGCCUCCGAAACGCCCGUCUAGUCUGUCGCCAAUGGAACGCUCUUGCAACAAAGCAUCUCUUCCGAACCAUCGCUCUCAUGCACAACGGAAACGACAAGGCAUUCGACACGUGGAAGCAAAUUGUCAACAGUCCGGCCGUACAGCAAGCUGCCCGUGAAGCCGAGAUUUACAGUGUCCGCCCGCCACCACGCAGCUAUUACCGCCAACUAGAGCGCGAUUAUGAAACAUGGUGUUCGUGGGACUCGGGAGACUGGCCCGAGUUCGUGACAGCGAUUCAAGGCCUCGGAAGCUUGCCCAACCUCCGGGCUGUCAACAUUCGCUUCACAGAAGGGUGUGAAGGCGUCGAGAAAAGCGGCUACCGUGAAGAAAUCGUGGAAACCUUUUCUACCCGGAUGCACACAAUUGAGAACGUGUUCAAAGCGAUCCAACGGCGGAAAUCCCGUGCCAACCAAGUCAUCACCCCCAUCACAUCUCUCACCAUCGAGAACCUGCAAAAUAUGCCGUUCACCGAGUUUUUGGAAACCGGCCUCUUCCGCUCGGUCAUCGAGGACAUCACAGAGCUGCGUCUUUUGGUCGCUCAGGAGGAUCACGACGACGGCCCCGACUACGACCUGUACUAUGACGAGCGUUUCACCUUUGAGCCCUGGCUUCAGGAGGAGUUCCUCCCCUGUUUCGCCAGCCGGCUCACAUCGCUCAACAUAACUUUCGGCGAGUGCUGGGGGGUUGCCCCCGGGUAUUUUGAUGGAAAGGGUCUGCAUUUCCCCAAUCUCAAAACGCUGAUAUUGGGGGAGUAUGUCAUUGGCCACCACGACCAGUUCGACUGGGUUCCAGCCCAAACUACGCUCGAAACACUUUGCCUGAACCGAUGUAUGAUUGUCUCGUACUUGGAAUACGCCAGCGACGACAUCGAGAAGUGGAACGACCUUACCACCCAUGACUGGAAGUUUGUCGCGGAUCGGGGAAGAGGUUGGACCCUUCGCCAGUUUGACGGUGCUUGGGAAGUGGUUUUUGAUGCCAUACGGAUAAGACUCCCCAAUCUUGUUCAAUUUCGUAUGGAGCAUGCAAAGUUGAAUGAUGUCGCCGGCCGAGGUUUACGCUCGGUAGAUGAUAUGGACUGCUGCCUCUCGGCAAAGAGAUAUGUCCGUUUCUCAUCUGGUACGAUCUCACCCUGGCAAGAAUCAGACAGCGAUGGCCACAUGGAUAUCGAGUUGGGGGGUGAGGACGAGGCGGAGUGUUCCGUAGUUAACCGGGCAAUGGAGACGCAGGAGGGAGACAUGAGGGCAUUCAAGGAGCUCCUUCAAGCAGUUGAAGAAAGGGCGAGGAGGCGGUUGCAAUGAAAUGAAACACGCAAAGGCGUUGGGUUAGCCUCGUGGUUAUCGUUGGUCUGAGCCUGAUGUUAUGGGAUGAUAUCCGGUUUAGGGUUAUUUGGGCGAUUGACAUAGGAGACUUGCGCUUGACGUGGGAGGCGGGAGGCUAAGAGAGACACGAGGAGAUACGAGGAAGUUCGGACGGUUCUAGUGGACAUUUCGCAUGCUUUGUAGGGGAGGUCCGGAGGUUUGAGAGGUGUAAGAAGGCGUCGUGGGCCGUGUUUUUCAUUUUCCUUUCUUUUCUUCU